AUGGAUUUGAUGCCAAUUCCUGUUCAAGAAAAAGCCAAUGUUGAUGGGGAAAAGAAGGCAAAGAUGGUGAAGUCUAUGCAUGAGCAAAUUAGAAAGCUUGUUGAGGCCAAAAAUGAACAAUAUAGCAAAAUCGUUAACAAUAAGAGGAAGCAAGUGCGGUUUGAACUAGGUGAUCUAGUGUGGCUUCACUUGAGGAAAGAGAGAUUUCCAAAUCAGAGGAAGUCCAAGCUAUUGCCAGGAGCUGAUGGUCCAUUCCAUGUGGUAGCAAGGAUCAAUGACAAUGUCCAUAAGGUGGAUUUGCUCGGUGAGUAUAAUGUUUCUUCUACUUUCAAUGUGAGGGAUCUUUCUCCUUACUUAGAAGAUGAUUUUGAGGAUGGGGAAGAAUUGGAUUUGAGGGCAAAUUCAAAUCAACAUAGGAGAGAUGAUGUGCCACAUGAUGACAUGACAUACGAGGGUCGAUUGACUGAGUCCAAAAGCAAGCUCAUUACUUUGCUUGCUUGUAUUUAG
This is a messenger RNA of Hevea brasiliensis (rubber tree), 507 nucleotides long. RefSeq lists its product as uncharacterized. The coding region runs from base 1 to 507 and encodes 168 amino acids. Lineage: Eukaryota; Viridiplantae; Streptophyta; Magnoliopsida; Malpighiales; Euphorbiaceae. The transcript has a single exon. The record is from RefSeq and is a predicted model, not a curated record.